Ophidiomyces ophidiicola is the source of this 366-nucleotide messenger RNA. It is a transcript of the gene VPS55, whose product is annotated as Vacuolar protein sorting-associated protein 55. Bases 1 to 366 code for a protein of 121 amino acids. Gene Ontology annotation, biological process: late endosome to vacuole transport via multivesicular body sorting pathway. The record is from RefSeq and is a predicted model, not a curated record. The transcript is spliced from 2 exons. Gene Ontology annotation, cellular component: Vps55/Vps68 complex; endosome. Lineage: Eukaryota; Fungi; Ascomycota; Eurotiomycetes; Onygenales; Onygenaceae.
AUGAGAACCCACCCUAAGGUCCUUGCCAUCGGAUUCCUUCUUGUUAUCCUCUCCGCUGCCUUAUGGCAUAACUACCUUCCACUCCUUGUCGUAGCAACUUAUGUGAUCGCGCCGUUACCAAAUUGGAUAUGUGGUCGAUGUUCAAAUCCGGACGACUUUAUGGAGACGCCUGGCAGUGGCGUUGUGGAUUUUGGCAGAUGGCUUACUGGCUUUCUCGUCAUCAUGGGAAUCGCUCUUCCUGCCGUCUUAGCGCAUAGUGGUGCGAUACAAGUUCCUGCCAUGGUGAUGUCGGUCUUGGGUGGCCUUUUGAUAUACGGCACAAUAAUCAGCUUCACCAUGUUCUUUCAGGAGCAAGAAGAGUUCUAG